Molecule: messenger RNA, 1235 nt
Organism: Diachasmimorpha longicaudata
Lineage: Eukaryota; Metazoa; Arthropoda; Insecta; Hymenoptera; Braconidae
Gene: Pglym78
Product: phosphoglycerate mutase 2-like
Exons: 3
Coding region: 42-806 (254 amino acids)
Biological process (GO): glycolytic process
Molecular function (GO): intramolecular phosphotransferase activity
Source: RefSeq, a predicted model, not a curated record
UGCAGUUGUGCUCUCUUCAGAAAUAAAAUCAUCAAUUAACAAUGUCGAAAUACAGAAUUGUUAUGGUUCGUCAUGGGGAGAGCGAGUGGAACCAACUGAAUUUAUUCUGCGGAUGGUUCGACGCUGGAUUAUCCGAUAAAGGAAAAAGUGAAGCUAAUGCUGCAGGAAAGGCCCUGAAGGAGUCCGGCUACACCUUCGACGAGGCUCACACAUCGGUCCUAACUCGUGCCCAAGUGACCUUGGGGACGAUUCUGAAGGAAAUCGGCCAGGAGAACAUUCCCAUCCACAAAACAUGGCGACUCAACGAACGCCAUUACGGUGGACUCACUGGAAUGAAUAAGGCUGAGACUGCUGCCAAAUAUGGAGAAGAGCAGGUCCAGAUUUGGAGGAGAUCAUUUGAUACACCACCACCACCAAUGGAGCCCGAUCACAAGUACUACAAAACCAUUGUCGAGGACGCCAGGUACAAGGAUGGGCCCAAGAAGGAGGAAUUUCCCAUGUUCGAGUCAUUGAAACUGACUAUCGAGAGGACUCUUCCUUACUGGAAUGACACCAUCAUUCCUGCUUUGAAGGCGGGGAAGAAGAUUAUUAUUGCUGCGCAUGGAAACAGUCUCAGGGGCAUUGUUAAACAUUUAGAUCAAAUGAGUAACGACCAGAUUAUGGGCUUAAAUCUUCCCACUGGCAUUCCCUUCGUCUACGAACUCGACGAGAACUUCAAGCCCGUGGUCUCCAUGAAGUUCCUGGGUGACGAGGAAACUGUAAAAGCAGCAAUAGCUGCUGUAGCUGCCCAGGGAAAAGCCAAGUGAAGAUAAACAAAUGUAAAUUUAACAAAUCCAUACUGAACUCUGUUAGGGCUGUCACUGAUAAUUGUUUAAGGGUAGACGAGGAGAUUCAUCAAUUGCUAGAGGCAAUUCAGAAUUGCAAAUACAUUAUUUAUGAACAAAUCAUCUACUGUUGAGGUAUUUAUGCUGUCGUCAGGAGGAAUUUUAAAAAAGUCGAGAGGUUAAUGAUUUUCUAUGGCAAUUGAGCAUGAAGUUGAAUGGGAUAUUUAUAAUUACCAAAAAACCUUAAUUUCUUGACUUUUUGGAAUUUUCUUCGACCGCGUCGUAAAUACCUUCAAUUCAUUUCCUUCGAGAAACUGUUAACUGUUGGGAAAUAUGAGUCUUGAGGAUUUGACAUCGUCGAGUCAUUACACUGUAACCAAAUCAAUAAAAUCGUUGUAGAAAAUAAUCAAA